Messenger RNA from Phytophthora sojae, 411 nucleotides. RefSeq lists its product as hypothetical. The transcript has a single exon. The coding region runs from base 1 to 411 and encodes 136 amino acids. Lineage: Eukaryota; Oomycota; Peronosporomycetes; Peronosporales; Peronosporaceae. The record is from RefSeq and is a predicted model, not a curated record.
AUGCGGAUGCGGAUGCAUUGUGCUUUGCUGCUGUUGGGUAUUAUAUUCAUAUUUGAAGUUUCCACCACUUCGACGACUGUGGACAAAUCUCAAGCGCUCAUCGGCGACAAGGCUGCUACGGCGACAAGACACUUGAGGUCUUACGACUUCGAUGAUGCUGAAGACGGCGAAGAGAGGGUCAAUAUUCCGGGACUGGCAACGGCUGCAGAGCUAACGUCGAAGAUCAAAAGUCCAUCUGCUCAAAAGCUGGCGAUGAAAAUGCGGCUUUCUUCGAAAGAUACUCCACACACUAUGUCAGGGUUUGGUAGUAGUCUCCAGAAUAGUAGCGUUAGUAGGCAUAUUAUGACUACUACUACUAUUACUACUACAAUAGCUCUGGGAUUGGGGCCAUUAGUAGUACUAUUUAUAUAG